Ilex paraguariensis (yerba mate) is the source of this 504-nucleotide messenger RNA. The record is from the annotation of a GenBank genome assembly. Lineage: Eukaryota; Viridiplantae; Streptophyta; Magnoliopsida; Aquifoliales; Aquifoliaceae.
AUGUCAAACUCUCUCACUGAUCAAUUGUUUGACCUCGAGCUGGCUUUGACCAUGGUGGACGAUUCAGCCGGUGUGAUCCAAAUCUCAGACUUAUCGUCAUCUCACAGGAAUGACAUGCCGACGAUGACAGCAUCUGGGUUUUGCAGGGAAGGCGAUGAAUCGUUUGACCUUGACCAGGCUUUGACCAUGGUGGACGAUUCAACCAGCGUGGUUGAGAUCUCAGACUCGUCGGCGCCACACCGGAAUGACAUUCAGACGGUGAUUGCCUCUGCUGUUUGUACAGUCUGCAUGGAAAGCUUCCGAUCAGGCGACGGUGGCAAACAAGUUCCAACUUCUCAGUCUCCGGUGACCGGAAAAAUAUCCGGUAGCUCAGUUCUAGGUCGGCUCUGUGUCACCAAGAGCUCAAUAAUUGGUUACCGUGACUUUAGCUGUGACAAGUGUCGACACUUUUAUUGUUAUCGCUUUAUAUCAAUAAAAUGUUACGAGGAAACUGCGGCCGACUGA